ACGUCGCAAUGAAUGAGUUGAGAACGUAAACUAUAUCAAAUUUCUAUAUAUAGUCUUAUGUAUACCAUUUCGUUAUACGGUCCGCGGAGUUUACAAGGAACGUGUCAAUAUUUAUAUUAUAUUUAAAACGUAAUCACUUUAUUUUUGUCGGAUUUUUCAGCGUGAUACAUACAAAUACAAAUUAAAUUAAAUUUUAUUUCAGAUUAUUUGUUUAACCCGACAAAGGAACAUUUCGUUUUGCACGUCUUAUCGGUGGAUAUUAAACUGUACGAUAUUAUUAAAAACAGGCGGCUCACAUCCUCACUAAAUAGGAAUUUACGUUUUUUUUGUCGGAUCGAAGAGAUAAACACUGAGUUUCAAAUUUCAGUGAAAGUGAUAUUUAUAACCAUAUAAAUAUAAUAUUAGUAAAUAAAAUAUCGAACAACUCGUUUUACGUUAAAUUUGUUUUUUUUUUUAAAUAUAAAUACAUUGAAUGAAGUUAAUGAUAACACUUAACUGUUUGAAAGAACUAUAGGAAUUGGCAUUUUACACACACGUGUAAACAUUCCAGAGGGACUGAUUCAAAUCCACAUAAUCCUGAACAAUCUGCACGACAUGUUUGACAGUUAACCCUUGCGAGUAACCAAAGCGCAACAGUCAUUGAAAUAAAUGUGUUAAAAAUACCUAUUAGUGUAGGCAUAAUUGUGUUUAUAUAAAAUGUAAACAAACUACACGAACAUGCGAGAUUUUCAGACACCGAGUUGCGUCACCUGGCGAACUUUGACAUUUUGGUCUGUAAGUCUGGCUGCACUGAGCUGGUCGGCGUCGGCGGUGGAGGAUACUCGUGUCCCGCUGAAAAUCUCCUUCCUCACCUCCUCCGGCGAUCUUCAAGGAUCCAAAACAUUCGCCGGAGCAUUCUUCAGUGCCCUGGACAUUGUGAACCAGAACAAGUCGCUGCUGCCCGGAUAUCGACUGGAAUGCCUUUUUAACGACACAGACCGCAGCUCCCUGAACGCAAUAAACGCGAUGACGUCACACUACGGGAACGAGAUUAUCGCGUUCAUCGGGCCUGACGAGUCGUGUCACUGUGAGUCGACGGUGGCGGCGGCAUGGAACCUUCCCAUGAUCGGAUACAAAUGCCACGACUCCAAGAGCUGGAGUGAAGAAGACAUGCAGACACGGCGGACAUUCGCAACAACCCAGCCUUCCACGGCCAAGGUGUCCAAGUCUAUACUCGCCAUCCUGCAGUACUACCAAUGGAGCAGGGUGACCAUGGUGGUAGGUGCAAGCUCUAUCUGGAACGAGACAGCCGAGAGCCUGAAGACGCUUAUGAAGGACCACAACAUCCGGUUGCAUGACGCCAUAUAUUUCCCGGAACCGUACGCCUCCGGCGAGGACAUAAUGUAUCCAAUUGUUGAAAAGUCGUACCGAGUGACGCGCAUAUACGUGUUUCUGGGUGACCACCACGGCCUGAUUGACUUCAGUCGUCUGCUGAAGGCGCACGUGGAGGACCGGAUAUCCGAGUACGUUGUCAUCGCCGUGUACGAACGCCUGUACACAGAGGACCCGCACUCAUACCUCCUCAAAACCCCGUUCGAAUCCAAAGACGAUUUAAACACGUAUCAAGUACAGUCGUUCGAAACGGUACUAUUGCUGGUCCCUCGUCCGCCCCUCAAUGACGACUGGGACCACUUCCUGGAUGACGUCAGACGCCGAAACACACAGCCGCCAAUCAACGGGUUCGCACAGGUCUACAAAGGAUCCGCGAUCAAGGUUCCAAUCUACGCCGCCUUCCUGUACGACGCCUUGCACACGUACGCACUAGCCCUGCACGAGACGCUCACAUCCGGGGGCGAUAUGCGCAACGGCAAGGCGCUCAUAGCUCACAUCCGCAAUACCACAUAUACAAGUAUCCUAGGUUACGACGUCUACAUCGACCGCCAGGGGGACGCAGAGGGCAACUACACGCUCCUCACUUUCGACGUCCACCAACCUGACUCCAAGGUAGAGCUAAUUCCGGUUGGCAACUUCCGGAUGACCCAAGGUGGCGUCGGCAUACCAGAGUUGAACCUGUUCCGGGAUAUUAAGUGGAGGAACGGCGGUCCGCCUCGAGACGAGCCAAAGUGCGGCUUCCACGGAGAGAAGUGCGAACACAAGUCACCACUUUGGACGAUUCUGUCCGUUGUCAUAGCAAUUGCGGUCAUUGUCGGGAUAGCAGCCGACUUUGGUGUGAGACACUUCAUGUACGAGCAGAAGCUGGCCCGUCUGUUGUGGAAGGUUGACUUCAAAGACAUCGCCCCGCUCGUGCAUUCCGUGGAUGAGAACCUCUUACCACCUAACAUGCAGAAGAGGAAACGGUCCAAGAGCCAUCCGUUCAAGUUCAUAUUUUCCUACGAUAACGAGUCGGAGCGAACCACGCUGCUUGGUGAGGAAGUCAAGCGAGACAGCUCGUUCAGCAGCGCCAGGGCCCAACGCUGCCUCAUCGGCUGCUACAAAGGCACCGUGGUGUCCAUAAAGCACAUCUCGAAGCCCCACGUUGAGAUCGACCGAGAUCUCAAGAAGCAGUUGCAGCUUCGCAAGGAGCUCAACCAUGACAACGUGGCUCGCUUCAUCGGCGCAUGCGUGGAGUCCCCGCAUGUGUACAUCCUGACCCAGUUCUGUCAGAGAGGCAGCUUACAAGACAUUCUGAAUAAUGAAGAUUUCAGUCUGGAUGAUAUGUUCGUAUCCUCUCUGGUGUCCGACCUUAUCAAAGGUAUGACGUUCAUCCACGACAGCGAGAUCCAUUACCAUGGCAACCUGAAGACCAGCAACUGCCUAGUGGACGCACAUUGGGUUCUCAUGGUUACGGACUUCGGAAUACACAGGCUAGGGGACGGGCGCGCUAGCAGCUCCCCGGACCCACAGAACUAUUACGAAACUUUAUUGUGGCGCGCACCGGAAGUACUCAGAAGCACAAGCCGAGAGGCUGUGGGCACGCAGAAGGCUGAUGUGUACGCGUUCUCGCUCAUCCUGUACGCGCUGAUAGGCCGGAAGGGACCGUGGGGAGACACCGAGUAUUCCAGCAAAGAAAUGAUUGAGCUACUACGGAGCGAGAGUCCCUCGAUUAGACCGGAGAUGGCAAGCCUGGCGUGCGAGCCAUACAUAAGCGGCUGCAUCCGGGACUGCUGGGCGGAGGAUCCGGAUAUGAGACCAUCAUUCAAGGACAUCCGCGUGAAACUGAAGCCGAUGUUACAGGGAAUCAAGUCUAACAUAUUGGACAACAUGCUGUGGAUGAUGGAGCUAUACUCCAAUAAUCUGGAGAGUCUGGUCGCUGACCGCACAGAGUUGCUGUUCGAGGAGAAAAAGAUGACAGAGAACCUGCUGCUUAGGAUGUUGCCAAGGUUCGUUGCUGAGCGGCUGAAGAAAGGUGAGCCAGUGGUGCCGGAAGUGUACGAGAGCGUCUCCAUCUACUUCUCGGACAUCGUGGGCUUUACCGCCCUGUCAGCGGAGAGCACGCCUAUGGAGGUUGUAUGCAUGCUAAACGACCUAUACACGUGCUUCGACGCCAUCGUAGAGAACUUUGACGUCUACAAGAUUGAGACAAUUGGUGACGCGUAUUUCGUCGUGAGUGGUCUGCCCUUGAGAAACGACGACCUGCAUGCGGGCGAGAUAGCGUCUAUGUCCCUGCGCAUGCUCCAGCAAAUAAAACGCUUCAAGAUACGUCACAGACCUAACGACACACUCAAGUUGCGGAUCGGUCUUCAUUCGGGUCCUUGCGUGGCCGGAGUGGUGGGUUUGAAGAUGCCGCGCUACACGCUGUUCGGUGACACGGUGAACACAGCGUCCCGCAUGGAGUCCACGGGUGUUCCCCUGAAGAUCCACUGCAGUGAGACUAUCACGUGUCUGCUAAGGAAGCUGGGAGGCUACCAACUCACUGAGCGAGGCCUCGUCAACGCCAAGGGUAAAGGCGAAAUGCUGACCUAUUUUCUUGAGGGUGAGGACGAAUCUCACCGACAGAGGCGCAUCUCUAACACCCGCCUUUCCGGUAAAAUCACGCCAAAUGGAGACCUCAAUCCAGCGGGCGAGACCUUUGGCGCGCCUAUCAUUAUUCCACUGUAUUGGACCAAUGGAUUCACUAACAGCUCACGUGACCUCUCCCCGGUGUUCCCGAACUACAAUCCCAACAUUCCACUAAUAGAGAACUGUGCUAGCCCCGAGGAAAAUCUGUUUGACAAAGCUUUCAAUGCGCAUCACGCUCCCUCUCAGAAAGGUAUGCAGCGGAGCGGUUCCACGCAGCAUCCUCAUGCUCUCAACUCAACAUGCAACUUGAAACUUCAGGAUCUGACGACCGGCAACCAGGCGGCCAAACUUCCGACCAGACUUGGGAGACAGAUAUCGGAAUCGGUCGACGGUCGACAAACUUCAGAAACCUUGAAUAAAAUAACGCUGGGACUGCUGCAUAGAAAUGUAUCAUUCCCAUCGAACAUGAUUGCAGAGGACAGCGUCUGAUAGGGAGGCGACCAUCCAGACACAUUGUUUCUUGAACCCUGUCACAUCCGUAGUUGCACUAUGGGACUCGUGACGAUUAUAACACGGCGUCAUAAUGCGAGUCGUUACAGAAGCUCAUUUAACUGGAACAUGUUUGUCUCUGAUGAAAAUAAUUGCUCACGACUCGGAGCCGGCAUCCACGAGUACUAAGGAAUAGCAUUGUAAAUGUGUUGCCACCAACCUAACACGGUCGCCAUCAUGCGAUACUUGAUAAAACACUUAUACUUAAUACAUAUUACAUACUCUGGAAAAAUGGAGUUUAAUGAAUGAGCGUAUAGUGUCGUUUCACAUGCUUAUGAAGGACGACACUUUCCGCUUUUAUAGAAUUUUUCAUUUAAGGGAAAUCUAUAAUUAGCGACAAUCAAUUUAAGGCAGAAACUGUUGUCGCUGAUAAGCCUGUGCAGACCAAAACACUUUAAAUGUUAGUGUAAACCUAUGUCACCAGUUUUAAAUUAAAUUUUAAUAGCUUACUAGUAUGCACAGCAUGUUAAACAAUUACGCAACUGCAUCAUCUUUUUACUUCCGGAAAGCAGAAUAUAUUAUGUUGUUGCUUAAUUAUGAGGCUGUUAUAAUAGAAAAAGUACACGCUUGGACACAUACAGUAGUUUAUUUAAAUGUCCAUACUUUUCCUAUAUGAAUAUUGAGUGUUUUGUAUAUAUAUAUAAUAUUUGUGUAUGGAAGUAUGGAAAUAUUUUCAGACAAUACUCCUCUCGACUAUGUUAUACCCGAACUUUGGAAGAAAAAAUGUUACGUAUGGUCUCUAAUCACAAUUCCUUAAACUGAGAUGCGACGAUGCAACAGAAACUGUGACGUUAAAUUGCGAUUUGUAGUUUGAUGUUUAACGCAGCUUUAGUAUCUUUGUUAGCAGCAUUUGUAGAUUUCUUAGGUAGUUGUUCAUAGAUCAUGUAUUUUGUUUGUUCGCGUAAUUGUUAGUGUUACGUUUAAUUAAGAAUCAUUCAAUAAAUACUAUGCUUACAUAAGAUCUGUAUGUUAGGCUGUUUAUGUUAGAUUUGUUAAUGUCAACAACAUUAAUUGUAGGUUACAUUUUUGCAAUAAGAAAAUCCUUAGGAUAUGUACGAUGCUGACAUAAACAUAUUGGUUCUUCACUGUUAAACGAAGUCCUAUCUUGCUCAUUAAUGCUCGUUAUGGUUGCCAUAUUAAGAUGUGUGGUGAUUAUGUAACAAUGUGAUCAUCUUUUUGCCAAACGAGGUUACUCUGACAGGUAAAUGUUGGUUGUUUUAUAUUCCGUAUAUGCGCUACAAUAUUACACUAUUGUAAUAAUGUUUGUACUCGUAAUUAAUAAAACGAUUAGUGCAUGCACAUGUGGUGUUACGUUUGCGUUUAAUGACAGUUGUGUUUUGUUUUCUAUUUAAGCUGUGAUAAUUACCCGACAAUCCAUUUCAAAAUCUUCGACAGUCCUUAUAUUGAUUCUUUGUUAGGUAUAUGGAUGGUUGUUGAAUGAUAUUGUGAUUAAUUAUCUUUGUAG
Messenger RNA from Dreissena polymorpha, 5992 nucleotides. Its product is annotated as guanylate cyclase 32E-like. Gene Ontology annotation, molecular function: peptide receptor activity; protein kinase activity; guanylate cyclase activity. Bases 718 to 4467 code for a protein of 1249 amino acids. The record is from RefSeq and is a predicted model, not a curated record. NCBI's taxonomy places the organism in Eukaryota, Metazoa, Mollusca, Bivalvia, Myida, Dreissenidae. Gene Ontology annotation, biological process: cGMP biosynthetic process; intracellular signal transduction; protein phosphorylation. The transcript has 21 exons.